CAAACCCCUAGGGGAGAGUGAGCCCUGGCCCGGCGCCUCGGCUGCCACGUCGUCCUCCUCUCCGGGUCUGUCCCGCGCGCUCCCGGCGCCCCGGCCUGCAGCCGCGCAGGUCUAGCCGCCAGGCCCUUGCCGAGGACAGGCCAGGUGGUCGAGAAAAAAGCACGCGCUUGAGCAGCGGUCUGGGCCGGGGGUGCGCCUGCGGUCGCCGCGGCGCGCGCGGGUCCUGAGGGGGUCCUGAGGGAGGCCCCGCGGUCGGCGUCUGGGGCGGAGAGGCCCCGCAGUGGCCCCGGCCCCCGGCCUGGCGCGCACCGCUGGCCGGCGUGGCUCUGGGCCGUCACGUGUGGAGGGCGCGCCUCCCCCGCCGCGUGCCCUGCCCGAGGAGGAGAGGACCAGGCAGCAUGUGCCCCGCGCUCCGCGACCUGCCGCCAUCCGCAGGAAUGAAGAAGACCCUGCAGGAUGAGAUUGACGCCACCCUGCGGGAGAGGAUUAUGGUGCUUGAUGGAGGAAUGGGGACCAUGGUCCAGCGGCACAGGCUGAGUGAGGACGACUUCCGAGGACAAGAAUUUAAAGAUCACGCGCGACCCCUGAAAGGCAACAACGACAUUUUAAGUAUAACUCAGCCCGACGUCAUUUACCAAAUCCAUAAGGAUUACUUGCUGGCUGGGGCAGAUAUCAUUGAAACAAAUACUUUCAGCAGCACUGCUAUUGCCCAAGCUGACUAUGGCCUCGAACACUUGGCCUACCAGAUGAACAAGUGCUCUGCGGGGGUGGCCAGAAAAGCAGCCGAGGAGAUAACUCUCCAGACAGGAAUUAAGAGGUAUGUGGCAGGAGCUCUGGGUCCAACUAACAAGACGCUCUCUGUGUCCCCAUCUGUGGAAAGACCAGAUUAUAGGAACAUCACAUUUGAUGAGCUUGUUGACGCAUACAGAGAGCAGGCCAAAGGGCUUCUGGAUGGCGGGGUUGAUAUCUUACUCGUUGAAACUAUUUUUGAUACCGCCAAUGCCAAGGCAGCCUUGUUUGCAGUCCAAAAACUUUUUGAAGAGGAGUAUGCUCCGCGGCCUAUCUUUAUUUCAGGGACAAUUGUUGAUAAAAGUGGGCGGACUCUCUCUGGCCAGACUGGGGAGGCGUUUGUCAUCAGCGUGUCUCAUGCGGACCCACUCUGCAUUGGAUUGAAUUGUGCUCUGGGUGCAGCUGAAAUGAGACCUUUUAUUGAAACAAUUGGAAAAUGUACAGCAGCCUAUGUCCUCUGUUAUCCCAAUGCAGGUCUUCCCAAUACCUUCGGUGACUAUGAUGAAACUCCACACAUGAUGGCCAUGCACUUAAAGGAUUUUGCUAUGGAUGGCCUGGUCAAUAUCGUUGGCGGGUGCUGUGGUACGACACCAGAUCAUAUCAGAGAAAUUGCUGAAGCUGUGAAAAACUAUAAGCCUAGAGUUCCACCUGCCAGCGUUUUUGAAGGGCAUAUGCUACUGUCUGGUCUAGAGCCCUUCAAAAUCGGACCGUACACCAACUUUGUUAACAUUGGAGAACGCUGUAACGUUGCAGGAUCCAGGAAGUUUGCUAAACUCAUCAUGGCAGGAAAUUAUGAAGAAGCUCUGAGUGUUGCCAAACUGCAGGUGGAAAUGGGAGCCCAGGUGCUGGAUAUCAACAUGGAUGAUGGCAUGCUGGAUGGUCCAAGCGCAAUGACCAGAUUCUGCAACUUCAUUGCUUCUGAGCCUGACAUUGCCAAGGUGCCCUUGUGCAUUGACUCUUCCAAUUUUGCUGUGAUUGAAGCCGGGUUAAAGUGCUGCCAGGGAAAGUGCAUUGUUAACAGCAUCAGCCUGAAGGAGGGGGAGGAUGACUUCCUGGAGAAGGCCAGAAAGAUUAAGAAGUUUGGAGCUGCUGUGGUGGUCAUGGCUUUUGACGAAGAAGGACAGGCAACAGAAACAGACAUCAAAAUCAGAGUGUGCACGCGGGCCUACCAUCUCCUUGUGAAAAAACUGGGCUUCAAUCCAAAUGACAUCAUCUUUGACCCUAACAUCCUCACCAUCGGUACUGGGAUGGAAGAACACAACUUGUACGCUGUCAAUUUUAUCCAUGCAACAAAAGGCAUCAAAGAAACGUUACCUGGAGCCAAAGUAAGCGGAGGUCUUUCCAACUUGUCUUUUUCCUUCCGAGGAAUGGACGCCAUCCGAGAAGCGAUGCAUGGGGUUUUCCUGUACCACGCAAUCAAGUUUGGUAUGGACAUGGGGAUAGUGAAUGCUGGAAGCCUUCCUGUGUAUGAUGACAUCCACAAGGAACUUCUCCAGCUCUGUGAGGACCUCAUCUGGAACAAAGACCCUGAGGCCACCGAGAAGCUCUUACGCUACGCCCAGACUCAGGGCAAAGGAGGGAAGAAGGUCAUCCAGACUGACGAGUGGAGGAGUGGCCCCAUCGAAGGGCGCCUUGAGUACGCCCUCGUGAAGGGCAUUGAAAAAUACAUUAUUGAGGAUACUGAGGAAGCCAGGUUAAACCAGGAAAAAUAUCCCCGACCUCUGAAUAUCAUUGAAGGGCCACUGAUGAAUGGCAUGAAAAUCGUUGGUGAUCUUUUUGGAGCAGGAAAAAUGUUUCUACCUCAGGUUAUAAAGUCAGCUCGGGUCAUGAAGAAGGCUGUGGGUCACCUUAUUCCCUUCAUGGAAAAAGAGAGAGAAGAAACCAAAGUGCUAACUGACACAGUAGAAGACGAGGACCCUUACCAAGGCACCAUCGUGCUGGCUACCGUUAAAGGCGACGUGCACGACAUAGGCAAGAACAUCGUUGGAGUAGUCCUUGGCUGCAAUAAUUUCAGGGUUAUUGACUUAGGAGUCAUGACUCCAUGUGACAAGAUAUUGAAAGCCGCUCUCGACCACAAAGCAGAUAUAAUUGGCCUGUCAGGACUCAUCACUCCUUCCCUGGAUGAAAUGAUUUUCGUUGCUAAGGAAAUGGAGAGAUUAGCUAUAAAGAUCCCACUUUUGAUUGGAGGAGCUACCACUUCGAGAACCCACACGGCAGUUAAAAUAGCCCCAAGGUACAGCGCGCCUGUGAUCCACGUCCUGGACGCGUCCAAGAGCGUGGUGGUGUGUUCUCAACUGUUAGAUGAGAAUCUAAAGGAUGAGUACUUUGAGGAGAUUAUGGAAGAAUAUGAAGAGAUUAGACAGGACCAUUAUGAGUCUCUCAAGGAGAGAAGAUACUUAACCUUAAGGCAAGCUAGAGAAAACAGUUUCCAUAUUGACUGGCUGUCAGAGCCUCCCCCAGUGAAGCCCACGUUCCUUGGGACUCGGGUCUUUGAAGACUACGACCUGCAGAAGCUGGUGGACUACAUUGACUGGAAGCCUUUCUUCGACGUGUGGCAGCUUCGGGGCAAGUACCCGAACCGAGGCUUUCCCAAGAUAUUUGAUGAUAAAACUGUAGGUGAAGAGGCCAGAAAAGUCUAUGAUGACGCCCAAAAUAUGCUGCAGGCACUGAUUAGUCAGAAGAAGCUCCAGGCCAGAGGCGUGGUUGGGUUCUGGCUGGCGCAGAGUGUCCACGACGACAUCCACCUGUAUGCCGAGGGCGCGGUGCCCCAGGCCUCGGAGCCCAUCGCCACCUUCUACGGGCUCAGGCAGCAGGCCGAGAGGGACGCUGCCAGCGCAGACCCCUGCCUCUGCCUCUCGGAUUUCAUCGCCCCUCUGCACUCGGGCGUCCCCGACUACCUGGGCCUGUUCGCCGUCGCCUGCUUCGGGGUGGAGGAGCUGAGCAAGGCCUACGAGGAGGAGUGUGACGACUACAGCAGCAUCAUGGUCAAGGCGCUGGGGGACCGGCUGGCCGAGGCCUUCGCCGAGGAGCUGCACGAGCGGGUCCGCAGGGAGCUGUGGGGCUACUGCGGCGGCGAGCGGCUGGCCGUGGCCGACCUGCGGAGGCUGCGCUACGAGGGCAUCCGGCCGGCGCCCGGCUACCCCAGCCAGCCCGACCACACCGAGAAGCUGACCAUGUGGAGGCUGGCGGCCGUGGAGCAGCGCACAGGCAUUAGGUUGACAGAAUCGCUGGCCAUGGCACCUGCUGCAGCUGUAUCCGGCCUUUACUUCUCCAAUUUGAAGUCCAGAUAUUUUGCCGUGGGCAAGAUUUCCAAGGAUCAGAUUGAGGAUUAUGCUUUAAGGAAGAACAUGUCUGUGGCCGAGGUUGAGAAAUGGCUUGCACCCAUUCUGGGAUACGAUACAGACUAAGUGUUUUUCUCCCUCUUCUGUACUUGGUGACCCUCAAGGAAACACGGUCCCAAGCGCCUUCAUAGUAACUGCGCUGUGGCCACAAGCCCAUCUGCAUCCGGUUCACCUCUGCUCCACUCCAGGUUGUGGACAUUUGGUGGGACCUUGUAGAAGAACAGGGUCUUCCUACGGUUCUUGGAAAACGAGUGGCUGUUUUCUGGGGACCUUGAAUGAAGAGCAGGGAGCAGAACUCCGGGGGUGUCCCUGGUCCCUUGGGGACUAGGACAAGCUGGAGAUGGAGGUCUUUUGCAUUUCAGAGCAAGUCAAGUUGCUUUUUUCAUUUUUACCCUGGACCUAGGAGGCCACUUCUUUUUUUUUUUUUCCCUCUCUCUCUCUCAGAGAAAAGCUGAAAGUCAGUUGAAUAGAAGAACGUGACCCUGUGGCAGCGUGACGCUGUGAGCAGCGGGGCAUUUUAAUCUGAGUGGUUAGAGCAGUUACUCUGACAGGGAAGAAGCAUCACUCUGCCCUCUCUCCCAAGACUUCCUUUUCUGAAGCCGCAAUCAGACGCUUGCAGGAGUCCCUUUGGCCAAAGGCACGCUCUGCCCGCCGGCUUGUCAGAGGCACUCAGGCUUCUUGCCCUGGCAGGUCAAAUACAGCCAUGUUCUCCAAGUAUUUUGUCCUCUCCUAAUUUCGUAUUCCCUCGCCUUAAGGGAGGAGGAGGAGGUGGGCAGAGAGAGUGGCCGCUCAGGGCAGUUAACAUCCUUGGGUUAAUUUCCAGCAUCGAGCAGGGUCUCGGCUCGGCUGCGUGUCCUGUGCGGCGUGGACAGGCGAGCAGCACCACUCCACUCAGUUCUUCCUUCUCUGCCGCUGCUCCAACUCCAGACUCACACGAUAUGGGAACAGCACGUGGACUUGUUCACGGUUAUUGCAGGGAGACGGUUAAGAACACGGGCUCUGAAGUCGGAUAUGCCUGGAUUCAAGUUUCAGCUUUGCCACAUCCUUGCUGUGCGACGGAGGCAGAUUACUUCAGCAAUCUCCAGUGUGCUUUUCUCAUCUGUGAAGUGGGGACAAGUGACACUAGCUCCUCUCUUAUGGGUGUGAGGUGUGGAUUAAAGGAGGUGAUGCACCUAAGGCAGGUAACACAGGUCUGGUACUUGGGGAGAGCUUGAUUGCCAGCAGCUUCUGUAGAGCUCUCUAGGUGGUCCCUAGAGCUCAGCACAGGGUAGGUGUUCGUGGAAUGGGUAUGAGAGAUUAGUAGGGGAGAAAAGAUAUUAGGGAAGUGCACAUGGGAAUGACCGGGUUGAAUAUACUAGGUACCCUUUCUGGGAUUAGAGCCCCAUUGAAUACAGUGACUGGAGUGAGAAGCUACUGUCUCUGUCAUCAGCGCCAUCAGGCCUCAGGCCUCAUUGUCUGAGACGGUCUCCCCUCCCCUCGUGAUAUAAGCUGGCCUUGCCCCAAAGCAGUUCUAUCAAAUAUACACUCAGGUACACUGGAGGUGAAAGGGGAAAGAAAAUGUAGGAAAUGAUAACCCUGCAUAGCUGUAGCAUAUACGUGUUUACCUGCAGAGUCACACGCCUUCUUAGGCAUCACUUGCUCUCAAAGUGAAGAGAAUUGUAUGCUUUCUUUAGGUACAUUUAAUCUGUGCUAGAUUGAGAAUGGAACUCAGUUUCCUGAGAUGCUCAGUUGGAGGACUUAUUUUUUUCUUCCAUAGCAUGUACAUUAUUCUGGGUGUUGGUGCAUCCUUCUGUAAGAAAGGAAAACCCCCUGCAAAUAUUUUAACAUAUUUUAUCCAAAUUACAGUUGCUAAAAGUCUCCCAAUUUCAUUAAAUAUUUACCAUAUCUUUUCUCAGCUAGUUGGGUGAUGGGAUGGCUUCCUUGAAUUUAUUGUUGACCUGAUCCCGUGAUGGGUGCCUUUUAUCUAAAGACAAAAUCAGUUUGUGCAAGUUCAAGUGCCUGUAUGUUCAUUACAGAACAUAGAAUGUAGCUUGAAAACCUCGUCUUUAGUUUACGUCAGGUGACCUCAGAGGCAGGAAGGUGACUGUCCCGCACGCAGGAUCUUGGCGGUGCCUCUGCCUGCGCGUCCAGAACCUCUCCUUGUCAUCGACGUCCUUGGCACUCACACCCGCGCUCUCAUCUGCGUCGUUUCCGUGAGGGAUGCCAUGGUUAUUCUUCCCUCUAAGGAAGCGCUUGUCCGGAGCCUUCCUCGCUCUGCUGCUCGCCCCGCUCCCUGUGCCACGGAGGCUGGCAUGUGGGAUGAUGGUUGAGAUCAGGUCCUGUGACACUCUGGGUCUCCUCUGAGAUACUCUGCCAACCGCCUCCUCCACGCGCAGCUGGGCUCCUGCGCAGACGAGGUGGCCUUCUUUCUCUUUCUCUCAGCCUUGUCCUCAACAGGCAUCUGCGUGUCUGCUCUGUGCCAGCCACCUUCUCCUCCCAUUCUCUCCUUCGUCUCCCCUGUCAUUAAUGACCUCUUAAUUGUUAGAUCCUGUGGCCUUUCCAGUGAUUUUUCUUCCCUGGGUUUGGGCAGUACCGACCGCUUCUUCAAAAAUCUCCUUUCUGAGGUUUGCCCUUGACUUUACUCUUCUGGUUAACCUUCUAUGUUUCUUGUAACUUUUAGCUACUUCCAUAGUUUUCUCCUCCUCUCUUCCUCUGUCCGUUUAAAGCCUGGUCCUCACAAGCCUGUCACUAGUUAACUUCUUAGUCAUAUAGUUUCAGUGGGUAAUCUCCUCAACCAGGAUCUCCAUCCAGACUCCUCUGUCCUGAGGCGUGCAUAGCAAAGACCUGGUGUGUCUCAAACCAGUGUCAUCUUACUCUUUGCAAAUUCUUGAUAUAUUCAGUGGUGAAGAAUUGUGCCACCACUCCAGCAAGAAACCUCAAACCCACCCCAUCUUUUUCUUGGACUCUUGCGGUUAUCUAAAAAAUUGGCACAUAAAAGACCCACUUAUCCUAGUUUUAGUUGGGAAGGUAAAAGAGAUGUUUAAAGGCAGGCAGUGUUUAGGUUAAGGCCUGAUUAGGGAUUUGAAAGAUAAAGGUGAAGAAGCAAGAUAGAAGGAAAUACAGAACUGUUGUUCACGAAUAUUGAAGGUUGUAAGGACAUCAUAUCCCCCCAAAAUGAUCUAUAUAUUCAGGGCCAUUUGCAGCAGAAAUUCCAACAGAGGUUUUGUUGAAUGUGACAAGCAGAUAUUUAAAUGUCUGUGGAAUAGUCAAGGACUAAGAUGGCUGGAUACUACUAACUAUGAUAAAGAGGUUGAGGGGCUUACAAGAUAGUAAGUUUUAUUGUAGAGUUUGUGUUGUAUGUGGUACAGAGGUAGGCGUUCUGAGCAGUGCAGUGAAAUAAGGAGCCUGGAAAAUAGCCCAUGCAUAUAUGCUGACCUUUGAGACGUGAGAGGUGGCAUGGCGGAUCAGUGAGGGCAGGAAGGGUGACUCCAUAAAUAGUUCUAGAACAACAGUUAUCCUUAUGGAAAAAAAUGAAAUUGAUUCCUGCCUCACACCUCAUGUAGCAAUCAAUUCGAAAUACAUUAAGGUCUUCAUUACAAAAAGCAAAUAUUUAAAUGUUUGCGUGAAAAAACCUUAGGGCAGGAAAGAUUCUCUUGAGACAUAAAAUGCUGAUCAUAAAAGAAAUGGUGAUUAAAUCAAAUGUACUAAAGCUAGCACUUAGGCUAAGCUAACAAACAAUUUAGUGUAGUGAAAAGACAAACCAAGAUCGAUACUUACAAUACAGUUAACUGACAAAGGAGCAGUAAGCAGAAUAUAGAGAGAAUUCCUAUUUUUUAAGAAAUAGAAAAAUAGACUUCCUCUUCUGGGGAUGGUGUCUAGAGGCAUUCAGGGUGGUCUAGCAUUUGACAUACCAUCGUAGGUUGUCCUACAGUACAGCCUCUAACAAAACCGGGCUGUCCCAAACCCCUGGUAAUAGAAUUGUUUACCUUUAUACCAAGAAAGUUGGGAAAGCACCAAAAUCUGCAUGUGGCACGUGCCCAGGCCUACUUCGAGGAGUUCGUGCUGUGAGGUUGUCUAAAACGAGAAAGCAUGUCACCCGGCCCUGUGGUGGCUCCGUGUGUGCCACACGUGUCUGUGACAGGAUCAAGCGUGCUUUCCUUAUUGAGCAGAAAAUCAUUGUGAAAGUGUUGAAAGCACAGAGUCAGCUAAAUAAAAAGAAGCUUUUUUGAGUAAUAAAAAAAAUCAAAAAGGAAAAAAAAAAGGAAAAGAAAAAUAGAGAAACCUUGAAGAGGCAUUUCACAGAAGAGGAAAUACAUAGGGCUUAUAAAUGAGUAGAAAUCUUGGACAUAUGAAUUAAGACCACAACGAACUUGCAAUUUACGUUCGUAAGAUUUGUAAAAUUAAGGCGUCUGACAGCACCAGGUGCUAAAGAAGACUCGUGUGAGCUCGUCACUGCGUGGAUGUGUAAACAGGCGCCUCUGCUUUAGAAAACAACUACACCUCACCAGGUUGCACAUUUGUAUACUUUAGGGUCUAGCUUGUGACUCCAUCUCCCAGUUGUGUAUCCAAUAAACCCUUGCAUUUGUGUACCAGGGGGUAUGUACAAAAAUGUUUAUAGUAACAUCUUCAUAAUAGUUAAUAACUGGAAAAACUGAAAUGUCCUCUCUACAGGAGGAUGUUUAAGUAAAUUAGGUGUAUUCACAGUAAGAGAUAUUACUCAGUAGUGAAAAUACGUGAACUACGGUUCUACCUGGCAAUAAGAAUGAAUCUCUGAAAAUAUUAAGAAAAAAAAGCAUGUCCCAGAAUAUGGUUGAGACUAUUUUUAUUGAGCUCAAAACCAAGCAAAACCAAAGAGUAUAUUGUCUUAAGCAUACAGAAAUGGGAAAACUGUACUGUAACAAAACAAUGAUGAACCAAAAUUUAGUCAACGGAUGACCUCUGAGAGGAAAGCAAAGGGAGCGCACAGCAGAGGGACACGUGGGUAGAAGCUGGUUAUUAGUAACGUUCUCGCUCUUGUGUUGUAUGCUAGGUUUACGGUUGUUUAUUGUGCUUUACAACGAAUAUAAAUAUUGUAGAAUUCUGUAUGUGUUAAAUAUGUUGUACCUAAUGUGUUGAAUAUAAAAAUAACAAGAAAAAUGGAAUAGUAAGCUAAAAUCUGGCAACUUUGUGGAUAAUGUUUUGUGUGUCAAACAUAUUUUUUAAAGAAAGGAAGGACAGAAGGCACAGCAGCGCCAAGGCGGGGGCAGAGAGCCGAGCAUCUGUGCCUCCUCCAGCCAGAGCCGCGUGGCUCCUGAUACGGGCUUCGGAGAAUGGUCGCUGGUGGCACCCUUGGCGAAGGCGGGGAAGGUAGGAGGGGAGGAGAGAGGAGUUCUGGAUAAACUUGAUGUGACCAAAUAGGGCAAUCACAUACCUGACUUCGGAAUGUCGGAAGAACGGCCUUAUAACUGGGAGACUUCCACGUGGAGGUGGAGGUUUGGACGGGAUCACAUCUGGAGAAUCUGAAGAGAGGACGGAACUUGUUCUAGGACCAGGGAUCCGGGAGGAUGGGGAGCCAGCGGAGGAGCCGCCUGUUGGGGAAAGGAGACCGAGAUGGGGGCCGCGUCAGGCAAAGCAAAGAUACACACAGUUCUUAAGUGGUCCCCUCUGGGGAGUAGGGUGGGGGACCAGGGGCGGGGGCCUCAUGGUUUGGGUAUUUCUCACUCUUUCUGCACUGCUUCAAAUUUUUACAGCAAAGAUAGAUUAUUGUA
Molecule: messenger RNA, 9856 nt
Organism: Hippopotamus amphibius kiboko
Lineage: Eukaryota; Metazoa; Chordata; Mammalia; Artiodactyla; Hippopotamidae
Gene: MTR
Product: 5-methyltetrahydrofolate-homocysteine methyltransferase
Exons: 33
Coding region: 399-4196 (1265 amino acids)
Biological process (GO): pteridine-containing compound metabolic process
Molecular function (GO): methionine synthase activity; cobalamin binding; zinc ion binding
Source: RefSeq, a predicted model, not a curated record